CCAUAUUUUCCCCAUCACGGUUGAAGAGUCUUGAAAAUUCAUUUAACUGUAGUUGAAAAUUUCAGAAUUCAUAAAACAUUCAAUAUCAAAGUGCCGGAUCAAAAAUUUCGUAUGUUUCAAUGGCAGAUGACACAAUUCAUUCAAUAAUGGUACAACACAAUGGAAGAUGGGACGCAUCAGGUAGAUACGUAAAUUUUGAAGUUGAAGGAAUAUUAUACGAUUCCAAAUCAAAGUUUAGUGGUUUGGUCACAGUGAUUGCUGCUCAACUAGGAAUAGAUACAACAAUUCAAGGAUUGGAGAUUAAAUACAUUGUUAGUGACAGAUGCCCGCCAAUGACCAUACACAACGAUAUGGGUGUCCAUGUAUAUUUAGACCAAAAAAAGGAAAACAAAAACUUCUUCAGUAAGUAUCCUUUAUGUAUUACAUUGAGGGAUGUAGCUUUGGAUUUAAUUGAAAUCCAAGACGAUGGAGGCAGCGGUUCGAAUUCUAUACAAUCCGAAUUUUCUAUCCAAAUUUCAUACCAGUUAAUUUGA
Molecule: messenger RNA, 533 nt
Organism: Lycium ferocissimum
Lineage: Eukaryota; Viridiplantae; Streptophyta; Magnoliopsida; Solanales; Solanaceae
Exons: 2
Coding region: 120-533 (137 amino acids)
Source: RefSeq, a predicted model, not a curated record